UUGAUGCGACAUUGUUUUCGAAGUGAAAUUGUAACAUGAACAGUGAAUUUUCGCUAUUUUGUUUUGUUAAAGUGAUGCAGAAAACAUUUGAUUAACUUGUUGAUUUUUCUUUGUUUUUGUUACUGUCGAAUUCAACCAGAAAAUUAAAGUGUGAAUAAGACGUUUAUGUUUUUUUGUUGUAUAUAAAUAAAGUUAAUUGUUGUUUUUAUAAAUAUGAAGUGCCAAAACAUAUAACGGGUUAACAUCAGUGUACGUUUGGAGUUCGUGUCGUUUUUUUAUAGAUUUAUUUUGAAUGUAAAAGUACCAUAAUGAACAAGAUUUUCUUUGAAAUAGCGUUCGAGGCUGAACUUAACACUAAAGAGGAUCCGGAGCUAUUGGCCCUAGCGCCGGAACUAUGCAAUGAGAACCCUGACACCAGGAUGCUAGCCAUCACGGAGCUGAGGAAAAUGAUCGUUGAGCGUGACGAAGUCAAACCACAUCGCACAGAUGACGAGUACCUGAUCAGAUUUCUCCGUUCAAGAGACUUCAUCAUACGUCGAGCGUAUAGACUCCUAGUCCGCUACCACGAGUUCCGGGAGCAAUAUCCAGCCCUGCAGAAGGGCGUUGACCUGUGGGGCCUGAUCAGAACCCAAAACGUUUACGAAGGGAUCAUGUUAGACAGGCCUGAUGUUGGCAGGGUCUCUAUAGUUCGAUGGGGACAAUGGGAUCCAAGCGAGGUACCAAUGGAGGAUCUAUUGAGGGCCGGGUUUGUGGGUUCUGAGAUCGGCUGCCGUAACCCGAAAAUACAGAUUCUUGGACUAACUGUAAUACUGGACCUGGAGGGAAUAACGUUGAGGCAAACGGCAGCUGUCACACCGUCGGUCGCUUACCAAAUAGUUUCUUUACUUGGGGCAUCAGUUCCAACGAAGAUACGGUCGUGUCACAUCAUUAACUACUCCUGGAUCCUCAACACUAUGUUCUACAUCUUCAAGCGGUUCAUCCCCCAGGGGUUCUGGAGCCGGAUCUUCUUCCACGGAAGCGAUAUAAAGUCCCUCCAUCAGCACAUAGAUCCGGAGUGCCUUCCGACGAGGUAUGGUGGCACUUGUGGAAACAACGUCUCCUUCGCCGUCUGGCUGCAGAAGAUCAAGAAGUAUCGUGACGAACAGUUUGAUAGGGAGAUGAAAGCGUUGGGUUAUAUUAUAAAGGAAUAAGUAAAUUAUAUAAAUACUGUUUUCAACAACGCUCGUGAAGCUCGUAAAGCUUCGUUUU
Molecule: messenger RNA, 1248 nt
Organism: Pararge aegeria (speckled wood butterfly)
Lineage: Eukaryota; Metazoa; Arthropoda; Insecta; Lepidoptera; Nymphalidae
Product: clavesin-1-like
Exons: 6
Coding region: 309-1190 (293 amino acids)
Cellular component (GO): membrane
Molecular function (GO): phosphatidylinositol bisphosphate binding
Source: RefSeq, a predicted model, not a curated record